Chiloscyllium plagiosum (whitespotted bambooshark) is the source of this 4166-nucleotide messenger RNA. Lineage: Eukaryota; Metazoa; Chordata; Chondrichthyes; Orectolobiformes; Hemiscylliidae. The record is from RefSeq and is a predicted model, not a curated record.
CCUGAUGAUGUGGUUUCUGUUUGUGACCCUACACAGUUCGAAGAGCAAGUGAUUUUGGUGAACCGUGAGGAGCACACUGACCACAGGCAAUGGACACAGCAACACCUGGACGCUGCUGAUCUCCGACUGCCCACCAUGGCCCCUACCCCUCCUCAGGGAGAGACUGAGUCUGACUGUAUGGACGUCAAUGUCAGAGGCCCAGAUGGGUUCACCCCCCUGAUGAUCGCCUCGUGUAGUGGAGGGGGUCUGGAGACAGCGAACAGUGAGGAGGAAGUAGAUGAUGCUUCUGGGAACCUCAUCUCCGACUUCAUUUACCAGGGGGCCAAGCUCCACAACCAGACUGACCGGACGGGUGAGACUGCCCUGCAUUUGGCUGCACGCUAUGCCCGUUCCGACGCAGCCAAACGCCUCCUAGAAUCAAGUGCAGAUGCCAACAUUCAAGACAAUAUGGGCAGGACCCCUCUGCACGCUGCAGUUGCUGCUGAUGCCCAGGGAGUUUUCCAGAUCUUGAUCCGGAACAGAGCCACGGAUUUGGAUGCGCGAAUGCAUGACGGAACCACACCAUUAAUCCUGGCUGCACGGUUGGCUGUGGAGGGAAUGGUGGAGGAGCUGGUGAACUGCCAUGCUGACGUCAAUGCCGUGGAUGACUUUGGGAAAUCUGCUUUGCACUGGGCUGCUGCUGUCAAUAACGUGGAGGCAACAUUGGUCCUUUUGAAAAAUGGAGCCAAUAAGGACAUGCAGGACAACAAGGAAGAGACCCCACUGUUUCUGGCAGCUCGGGAAGGGAGUUAUGAGACGGGCAAGCUCCUGCUUGAGCACUUUGCGAACCGUGAAAUCACUGACCACAUGGACCGAUUGCCCCGUGACAUUGCUCAGGACCGCAUGCAUCAUGAUAUCGUGAGGUUGCUGGAUGAGUAUAACCUGGUGAGGAGUCCUCAGGUGUCAAUGGGCCCCAAUGCCACCACCCUCUCCCCGACAAUCUGCUCACCCAAUGGCUACGUGGCCAACCUUAAGCCGGCCAGCCAUGGCAAGAAGACCCGGAAGAACAGUGCCAAGGCUGGGAGUGGCAAGGACUCCAAAGAGGCCAAGGCAAAGAGGAAGAAAUCUCAGGACGGGAAGGGAAGCCUGUUGGACAAUCCAGCUGUCCUGUCUCCUGUUGAUUCCCUGGAAUCUUCUCACACCUAUCUCUCGGAUGUGGCCUCUCCUCCUCUCUUGACAUCCCCCUUCCAGCAGUCACCCACUAUCCAGCUCAACCAUUUGCAAGGACUAGCUGGUGAUGGGCAGCUAAACCUGGGCCACCUGAGCAUGGGCAGUAAGCAGGAGAUGGCUCUGAGUGGGAGCAACAGGAUGGUCUUCGAAUCAGUGGCUCCUCGCCUCUCUCAUAUGCCCAGCUCCAAUGGGCAGGCUCUGGGCAACACUUCGAUGGGCAUGAAACUGGGAGGGGCUGGGACUGUGAGCGGCCAAUGUGACUGGCUGGCUAGGAUGCAGGCCGGAAUGCAGCAAAAUGUUUACAGUGCCUUGAGGAACCCAGUCCAGUCCCAAGCCGGCAGACUCCAGCAGAACCAGCACGGGAUGAUGACCUCCUUACACAAUGGACUCCCUAACACCGCCUUAUCUCCGAUCGUCAGCUACCAGGGUCUGGCCAACACCACCAGGCUGUCCCAACCCCAUCUGAUACAGCAGCAGUCGCAGGCCAUGCAGCCCCUCAAUACCAUGCCCACUGGAAAUGCUCACCCCACGAGUCAAAGCUACUGCAAUGGUGAUUCACGACAGAAUGAUCUGUCCCCAAUGGGGGCAAACAACCUCCCUAUGCACAUGGUUUCAGCUCAGGAGACCCAGCUGGUCCAGACAUCAAUGCCAACCUCCAUGAGUCAGUCAAUGGCCACCACCCAGUUCCUGACUCCCCCCUCUCAGCACGGGGGCUACUCCUCUAUGGACAACACACCAAACCACCCCUUCCCAUUGGCUGACCACCCUUUCCUCACCCCCUCCCCAGAGUCCCCUGACCAAUGGUCCAGCUCCUCACCGCAUUCCAAUAUGUCAGAUUGGUCAGAAGGUAUCUCCAGUCCUCCAACCAGCAUGCACUCCCAAAUGGGACAUCUCUCUGACCAGGUCUUCAAGUGAAUCCCUCUUUCACCCCCAACUCCAUCCUCUUUCUCCCCCAAUAUCCAGCCUCCCCCUUCCCCGGUGACAAUGACAGAGACUUGUAUUGGGACAGUGGGAGAGCCUUCAAUUGGACUUUAAGAAGAUGUUUGUCCAGUUCCUGCUCCAGUUUGAAGCAAAUGAGGAUGGGAUAGAUUUUUAUUCUUUGCUUUUUGUUUAAUUUAUUUAUGUACUUUAUGAUUCACUGCAUUCUUUAUUUAAAAGUGUCAAUGGGUUUUAUCUGUUGGUAUUGAAGAGUUGGCCGAUUGUCAUGUGUUUGCUGAUCUCCUUCACAAACCUGGGCAGUUAGAGACUGUAGCUUGUGUAGAAAUCUGACAAUUCAUUUUAAAACAAAAAAUUAUAUCGCUGAUAUUUGUGUCAAUUGGUUUUUAGCCAAAUAAUUUGUUGCUAAUAAUUAAUGUAUAAAAUAGUGUGACUUAUAUUUAUGCGAGUUCUGAAUCUUUGCAGGAGGGAGUAAAAAUGAACCAUGUAAACAUGUAUCUGUCAACCCCAGAUUCUCACACCAACACUCACUCAAUCACUUGCUCAAUCAAUCAUACUCAUUCACUCACUUACAUUCACUACCUCACUCUUUCCCUUACUCAGUCACUCACUCACUUAUUCAUUCAAUCCCUCACUCACAUUCACUCACUCCCUCUCUAAUCACACACCCACUCAAUCACUCACACACACAUUCACAUGCAAUUGUGUGUGCACACUUCAUAGACUCUUGCUCUCUCACACAUUCACCUGUACACACUGUUAAUCACCCUUUUGGCUGCAUACACUCUAGGGUGUGGUGUGAGAGUGUUGAGUGCUCCAGCUACACAAUGAAUGGCAUGGCCUUCUGAAGGUGCUCACACCUUGAUCAGUUACAGCAGACUUCACAUUUUGAAAACAUUACGAGUGUGGCUUUCAGUCUUAUCAUGGAGCUGCUGUGUUCAUGUUAUCCUGAAGAUUCUGAUAUUGUGGUCUUGGCCCCUGGAAUUGAACCCAGGAAAGUGAGCACUUGUGGUCGAUACCAGGAGAGAUGCUUUUAACUUGUGUUUUGUUUUUGUAACCACCCUGUGAAGAUAUUUGUUUAUUUCAAUAAUGACACUAUGUUUGUUUUUUAAGUAAAAAACAUUUAAGUUAUUCUGGGUAGGAGGGAGAUACUGAGAGAUGAGGAUGGGGUGGGGAGCAAAAUAUGAACAGUUUGGGUUGUGAUGAACUAGCAGGCGAGUUCCACAUCCAGAUGUAUUCCUCAACUUCCACUCUCCACUAACACUGUCAUCAAGUACCCCCUCCUCCCCCAACCCCAACCCUGCAGUGGUUAUAUUCUCCCCCACUCUCCACCAACACUGGCAAGAAGUCCUCCACAACCCUGUGCACUGAAUAUAUCCUUCCUCAUUCCCACCCAUCAAAAUUCAAAUGUUGCCAGUUUACAGGGAUAGUCUUCAGCUCCAUCUGUCAUUAUCAGCAGGAUGCCACAGCUGGAGGUCUAAAGGGAGCUGGAUGGGGCUUGUGGGGGAGUGGAGGGCAAAGAGGGAGGGUGGAAAAUGUCCUAAUUUUGGAGUGACAGUGUAUGGUGAGGGAGGUAGGGAUGAAAACAUGACAGACAAAAUGCCUUUAUACGUAAUCUCUCAAAAUGUGAAAUUCCUAAGGGGGGUUGGGGAAUGUGGUGCUGAGAGCACCCCCAGCUUUCUAAUUGGAGAUGUGGGGAUUGCCUUUGAAAGCACGCGGUGUAAACAUUGAUUUGGCUGUUCAAGUGAAAUCACCAUUUCUGUGGACAUUGUAAAUAAACGGUGUUUUUUAAAGAAGAUUUUGUUUCAGAAAUCUGUAUGAUGUAAGUGAGACAUUUAAAUCUGUCCUGACUGUAACAAAGUAUUUUUUAGACUCCAAUUUGCCCGUGAGAAAAUAUUCUGGUUUUAUAACAGUUGACCAGUGGGCCUAUUCUAAAAAUCUGGUGUAUUCCUGUUAACUGCUUUUUGUAAAAGGUUCCUAUAACAAUAAAACAGUGCCAAGGGCAUCUAGAUCUGCUUUGA